Messenger RNA from Rotaria sp. Silwood1, 363 nucleotides. NCBI's taxonomy places the organism in Eukaryota, Metazoa, Rotifera, Eurotatoria, Philodinida, Philodinidae. The record is from the annotation of a GenBank genome assembly.
AUGAAAAGAAGAAAAUUUGCUCGUUGGCUGAAAAGAUAUUGGAAACUUGAUCCAAAAGUACCAAGUUCUAAAUGGCAACGAUUAGUCAAUACUGAUUUUUCUAAACCUAUUCGUCUGACACCACAGCUCAGCAUCAAAAAUGAUAUAAUUUGGUCUACUAGUCGACGAGACGCUGAUACACAUGGUGGUUAUUAUGGUCGUGAAAAGUUUUCUUCUGAUGUCAUGCUUUGGGGUGGCAUAAGUUGGAAUGAUUUAAUUCCAAAAAAGGUUCCUGUAUUUGUCGACGAAUUUUUGGAUGAAUACCAAUGGCCGAAAAGUAAGAAAAGAACAAUUAAUGGUGCUCGACAUGAAAAUCUACUGUAA